UACAGGACCAUUUAGUUAAUCUUAACAUCUUCAUUUGGGAAUCUUGUUUCCAAUGGAAAAAUGAAAGCUUUGAUGCUGUUAACGUUUUUCUGUUUGGUAUCUGGUUGCUAUGGUAUUCAAUGUUACCAAUGCGACUCUCUGAACUAUGCCGAUUGUCACGUGACACAAUGUCCGGGGAAGUCCUGCCAGACAAGAUCGAUGAUGAACGGAAUGGUCAGUCACAUGUGUGGGGAUCCAAACGGCAAGAAGGGCUGCAUCGACGAGUUUGGCGCCCAGAUUUGCACUUGUACAGACGACAAAUGUAACGCACCAAACUUUAACGCCACCUCUAGCGGCGGAUACGGAAACUCGGGAAAUUCGUGGGGCUCCGGUUUCAAUUCGGGAGGCUCCGGAAGCAUGAAUGGCCAGCAAGGUUCCGGGUCGAACACUUGGGGUAGUUGGGGUAAUGGAAAUAAUGGCGGAAGCGGGUCCGGUUGGGAGAAUUGGGGCGGUAACCAGGGUAACGAAUGGGGCAAGCAAUUCUCUGGUGGUAAUGGGAAGGACGGGUUUCACAAAUGCGAGAACGGCACGAAUUGCUACAACGCUUCCACCACUGGAAGGUUCGUCAGUCUGAAUCUCGUGUGUUGCGCAAUCUACAUUGCAAUGUGGUUCUAAAGGCACUUGUUUACAGAUUUUCGUAUUUAAAAAAAGUCAUAACAUAUGUUUACUUACACAUUUAUGAUAUUUCAAAUAGUCAUUACUAAUCAUAAUAGCAAUAAAAUAAUUUAGUUAUCAAUCAUUUCCGUCCACGGUAUUCGAACCCGGGACCUUUGGAAGUAAAAGGUACAGCUGCACCAAGUACACUUUUAUAUGCACAUGCAAAAUAAUUACCGCUAUGAUAGUUCUCAAGGUAUUUUCCAAAUAGUAAAGAAGAAACGUUGCUUACUUUAUCAUUUUAAGAGUUUCGAAUGAUUAUAAUCCAUAUGUAAGUCGGUAUGUUUGACCUUUUUAGUCAGGAGUGUUAUAAAAAAGUAUAUAAUAUUCUUUAUUAAAUCCAUCACAGUAAUUUUAAAAUUAUCAUUUGAAUAAACUGUGAACA
Dreissena polymorpha is the source of this 1078-nucleotide messenger RNA. RefSeq lists its product as uncharacterized. The record is from RefSeq and is a predicted model, not a curated record. The transcript is spliced from 3 exons. NCBI's taxonomy places the organism in Eukaryota, Metazoa, Mollusca, Bivalvia, Myida, Dreissenidae. Bases 61 to 654 code for a protein of 197 amino acids.